Haliotis rufescens (red abalone) is the source of this 5023-nucleotide messenger RNA. RefSeq names its product leucine-rich repeats and immunoglobulin-like domains protein 3. Gene Ontology annotation, cellular component: plasma membrane. The transcript is spliced from 2 exons. Gene Ontology annotation, molecular function: protein binding. NCBI's taxonomy places the organism in Eukaryota, Metazoa, Mollusca, Gastropoda, Lepetellida, Haliotidae. The record is from RefSeq and is a predicted model, not a curated record. Bases 251 to 2830 code for a protein of 859 amino acids.
UGUGGGCGAGUGAGUCAUAGCGAGGGUGACCCUGCUUACAGGUAAUGGACUGAGUAAACAGGUAAGACGCUCGUUUGGAAGUCGGACCUGGGACAGACGGAGUUUGACAUUGUGACAACUGUAUGUAAUGUUGGAGUCCGACCUGCUGGACAGGCUGUUACUCGAGAGGACAUCUACCACUGUGUGUUGAAGCAGAGACCAACAAGUGUACAUCUCAUACCCAGAUCAGUGACGAGUUCAUCACAGCAUCAUGAAGCAUUUCUACGUGACUGCUGUAGUUUUGUGUGUAACUGUAGCAAUGUGUAGUGUAGCAUCCAUGCCAGCAGACUGUCCUCAACUGGAAGCCAUUAUACACACCUGUACCUGUGAGGGGAGUCUGGAUCAACCCACUGACAUAGUCAUCAACUGUCGCCGCAAAGGUCUCACCACCUUUCCUACCAUUAAUGGAUCCUACACUGGAAUAAUCUAUGAAUUCACACUGGCUUAUAACGAUAUUGAGACAGUCCCGGAUGAUGCUUUUCAAGGACUCCGCAUCAAACGCUUGGAUUUAACCAACAACAAGUUGUCCAGCAUAUCUGAUGUGUCUUUCCGUGGAUUGGAAGCCGACCUUACAGUGUUGAAGAUCAGUGGAGGUGCCACAGGCAUAAAUGCACCUUUCACUGCCAUGUCCAAUCUGACCACCCUUCAAGAACUGACACUUCAAAAUUUCAUGAUUCCCGGUGGAGACUUGGAAAACAGUAUCUUUUUACAGCCCUUUUCUGCUCUCCAGAAACUGACACUUGUGAACUGGAACCUGAAGUCAAUUGCCACAGCAGCCUUUACAGGUCUGACAAGCUUAAAAGAGCUGUAUGUUCAGCAGCAACCAAAUCUCACAUCACUGCCUGUUGGAGCUAUCAACCUACUGCAAGAUACAAUUGAGAAGAUAGAGAUAUCAAACACUAAAAUAAUAAAACUGUAUAGCUACAGUUUCCAAACUAUGAAGGUCCUCAAAACUUUGGUACUUGCAUCAAAUCUUAUUGCAGACCUAGAGGACAAUUGUUUCAAUGGCCUGGAAGACAAACUCCAAUUUUUGGACAUGAGUUUAAACACAAUUCCGUUGUCAAGUUUGUCCCAAUUGCAGGUCCUGCGUAAUCUACGAACACUUAAAUUACAAAACUCUGGAUUAACUACUCUUCCAACAAAUGCAGCACUUUUCAACAACAAACCAAAUCUACAGAUUCUUGAUCUCAGAGGCAACCGCUUGACAACUGUAUCUCAUAAUGUAUUCGCAAACUUGUCAUCACUGGUACAACUGGAUCUUUCUGAAAACCAGAUCGGAACAAUGGGGGACAACUCUCUCAGUGGCUUGACAAACUUGAAGUACCUUGACCUUGGCCAUCAGAGUCUGGUGGGCACUUCCCUCAAAUUACCUCCCCUGGCCCAGCUUACCUCAUUGAUCACCCUAACUCUGGAGUUCACACCUCUCUCCAGCCAGAGUUGGGACAGCAUUCGUCAAGCUAGUUCACUGACAACACUGAACUUGAGGCAGACUGGCUUCACCAGUAUCCCAAACAUGACCUUCAGCACAAUGACAAAUCUCAAUACCCUUAAUCUUGGAAACAAUCAAAUCACAAACAUUUAUCAAGAAACAUUUGUAGGUCCCCAAAAUCAUUUAAAAAGUAUUGACUUAUCUUCAAAUUUGAUAAAUCACUUUGACAGCUGCACUUUCCACAAUUAUAGCUUUCCAUUAAAAUUGAAUCUAAUAGGCAAUCCACUUCAUUGCGACUGUCAUCUUUACUGGCUCAGUAAGGCUGUGAGGGAUGGACAAAUCUCCUUAGAAACAUAUCUCCCAAACACAUGUACGUACCCACCCCAAAGGAAUGGUUCUGAUUUCUCAGCACUCAAUCCAAGUGACUUGUGCUCAACAGCACCAAACCCAGCAGUGUGCAGUGACUACUACAGCCCUACAACCACUACAACACCAACCACUACUACCACCACCCAACCAAGCGUCAUCAUCAGUGUCACCUUCAUGAGUGCCACUACUGACAGCAUCACUAUCUCCUGGACUCUGGACUUGCCCGAACUGUUGAAUUACAUCAUAGUCAGCCAUAUAGAAAUACCUGGUGGAACCACACCCAUUUACUCAAGGGAGAUCACUCCUGGUAAUUUGCAAUACAGCAUUGACGGACUAAAACAAAAUACCGGAUAUGAAAUUUGUGUUGAAGGACACCCAAAGGUUGGCCAACAAAAACAAACAUGCAUAAAAGAAAACACUAAACCAACUCCGACACUUCCACCCAAUAAUGACGAUCAGACAUCCAACUCAACAGAAAUAGGACUUAUCAUCGGUUCUGUUAUUGGGGGGCUAGUGCUGCUUGCCAUUCUUGUUGCAAUCAUUUAUCUCGUGUUUCUACGUAAGAAGUCUCCUAAGGACAAAUAUCCAGUUCAGCCUCGUACCUUCACAAGAGCUGAACUUCCCCAGAUGGGAUAUGAUUCCAAAAGAUAUCGCAAAAAGAAGAAGGAGGAUACCACAGAUGGAAACAAGAACCAGGUCACUGUUUCAACAGUCACUGAUGGUAAAAAUGGUCAGCCUAACAUAGGUCGUAUUUCAGCCGGAAGUUAUCAAUACUUACAGGAGAAGCAACCAAUCAGCAAUAAGCCGAACCCUGUUCCUCCAUAUGUUAACGAUGCGGCAGCUAAACAGUAUUCCUCCCCAUACGAGAAUGACGUGAACAUGCGUCCAUUACCGAGGAUGCCACAAGACUCACCAGGGUAUUAUAACCCUGCCUUUCGGCACAGCACAACCCCAGACCAGCAGCCUCAUACAUACUCGGAGAUCCACUUGUAGAAUUCCUACAUCAUAAUCGCCAAUGUGUGCCUGUACACUGUGCUUCUCCCCUGUGCCUUUACAUACACAAUCAAUGGGGCCAGUGUACAAAUAUAUCAAGUUGGUUCAACAUCCAUUCCAAGGUUCUACAGGGUGUUGUGUUCCCUGGUGCUGACCAAAUAACAAGCUAUCAACCUGUGAAUGUGAAAAAGACACUGACAGAUCUGUAGUCCUCAACAAUCAAGUAUUUGUGGAAUGACAUCCAUAUUAAUUCCAUGGAAACAAGAUCUGUGUAUCACUCAACAGUACUUAAGGCUCCAUGAUAUAUCUGACUCUGAGAGUCAUGGCAAUUCAAGCCCGUGUGUUUGUGUGUGGCGAGAUGAUGACUUCCUCAAGCACAUUCCAGCAUGACACUCCUGCUGCAAGUGCUGCUUAUUGGUGCUUACUGGUGCUAAGCACUAGGUUAACAAACUGGGCUUGUCUCAUGCACCGGAGACACUUGUGUCUGUUCUACCAUAGGAUGAGCCUUCCUGAUUGGACUAUUUACUAGACUGCAGGUAUCACACUAUCUACCCAAUCUACCCGCAGCUAUGAACAAUGUGAGUGCCGUCCAUUGACAGUUUUAGACACAGCAAUGACUUGUGAUAUUACACAGGAGGCAUAGACGACAUACGCCUACUGGGGAGACUCCUACAGGCAGGGAAACUGUCCAGGGUGCUGUUGUACAAAACGAUCUCAGCACUAAGGUGAUCGUAACUCCUAUACCUUAACACAGACUCAGGACAGUCGUAGCGCUAAGGUUGUUUUGUACAACGUCACCCAGAACCUGCAAACAUCCCGUAACAGUUGACUUCAUAUCACAUAUGCAAAAUAUAUUUUCAAUGUUGUUAAAUUCUAUGUCAUGACUAUAACAUAACCACUACAAUCACUGUCCCUAUGGGCUUGUAUUCAGGAUAUGUAUUGAUGGAUGAAUCUAAAAACAUAUUUUGCCACCGAAUAAUCAAAAUGAAUCAAUACCAAAAGUACCAUCUCAUUACCUCAAUUUGAAUAUUUUUUAAACAGUAAUUCACUUCUUACCUAUAAAUGCUGAAAUUAACAUGAUUAUGUGCUCAUUUUGUAAUUAUUUUGUAUUUUGUACCAGUUCAUAAACCUUUGACUAUAUCCAGGAUAACAAAUAUUCAUUAUUUGAAAUCAAACAUAGCCCAUGGAAAAUUAGUUCCUAUUCGGAAGUUGUGAAUUUACUCUGGAAAUAAAUGGGUAAAUGUUGGUUAAACAGUAUUUGUAUCUGACAGAUUGUAUAAUAGUGGAUCCAAUACUUCUUGUGAGAGCUAUUACACAAGGGUCUAAAUCAUCUGUGUGUUUCCAAGCACAUGACAUUUUAGCCAAAUUCAUGCAGAUUCACGGACCAAACCAUCCUUCCCCAGGGUGUUUGGUACAUGAAUAUGCAUGAAUUUUGCUAAAAGUUCCUGUGAUCCAAGUUGAUGACAGAUUCUCAAAUGACCAUGUACACCUGAGAUCUCAAUCAAGUGCUAGUCGACCUGUCCGACAUGUACAUACAAUGUGUAUUGACCACUGGUGAACGAAGGACACCAGCAGGAUGUCCUAGUGUGUAUGUAUUGACCAGAGAUAGCAGAAUAUAAUAUACAUUCCAGUUGAUUUUUGUUUUUAUAUACCUUGUAUACCAGACUAUACACUUCUAUUUUUCAUGUUUUAUCUUGUAUAUAUUGUACAAAUGUACAUAUUACUGACAUUUGAUGACUGUAAGCAGCAGCAGCAGCAGCAGCAGCAGCCACACAUGGACCGUGGAACCUGGCCUACCCACAGUCUUCAUUACACACCUCCAGGUUAUCUGGGGUACUAAUAAUUCAUAGUUUUAAAGGGGGACUAUACUCUACAAAUUGGCAGUCCAGCCAAUUUGAUUGAAGGCCUUAAAUCAACCCUUUGUCUAUGUGAUAAGUUAGAUUAUGAUGUAUAUCAAUGUUGUGGUUGAUGCUUACAUGUGGCAUGAAUUAAAAAAUGUCAACCUGGGCUGGAUAUUAGCACAAGUGUGGAGUAGUGUUUCCCUUUAAAGAAGAAAAAGGCUUCCGGAGUGCCUGUCUGAAGCCUCUCUCCUCUGUCCAUGUGUGGCUGAAUAUAUAUGCAAUCUGAUAUUAUGUACAGACCUACAUAGUUUUGAAAACAUGAUUCUUAUGGUAAUAAAUUUUUAAAAACAAA